Messenger RNA from Nycticebus coucang (slow loris), 1704 nucleotides. It is a transcript of the gene YBX2, whose product is annotated as Y-box binding protein 2. Gene Ontology annotation, molecular function: nucleic acid binding. The transcript has 10 exons. Gene Ontology annotation, cellular component: nucleus. Gene Ontology annotation, biological process: regulation of gene expression. Bases 396 to 1301 code for a protein of 301 amino acids. The record is from RefSeq and is a predicted model, not a curated record. Lineage: Eukaryota; Metazoa; Chordata; Mammalia; Primates; Lorisidae.
GGGCAGCGUGGAGUCUGGCAGGCUCUAAGUAGCCAAAAGCAGCCUGGCCCAGAGGCCCAAAGGACUAACUGGGCUGGAAGCUGCAGACCAAAGUGAAUUCCCCUGCUGGGAAAUCCUGCAGUGCCUUCCAGGACGGGAGGGCGGGGCCCGCAGGUUCACCUAGGGGAGCCUCAGGGUGGAGAAUAAAGCCUCAGGUCUGGUCACGCCCCCAGGGCGGGACAGUUGGCCUAGUUGACUGGAAUUAAUACUAGGUAAACUUCUGAGCCCAUGAAGCAGGUGCACUGGGGACCCUUACAUUGGGAGGGCUAGAGAAGCCCUCAGUUAUGACCUGAGGGCAGCAUUUUGUGGACCAGCAAUCCAAGUCCUGGGCACUGUCAAAUGGUUCAACGUCCGGAAUGGUUAUGGAUUCAUCAACAGGAAUGACACCAAGGAGGAUGUCUUUGUUCACCAGGCCUCACCACAGACCUGCUAAAUCAAUCAGACUUGGGGCUGGGGCCCAGCAAUCUGUUUUAACAAGCUCUCCAGGUGAUUCUGAUGCACGCCACAGUUUGAGAACCACUGCUUUGGUGGAAAGAGCUCUCAGUGGGAUUGAGACAGCUAUUAAAAGAAACAACCCCAGGAAGUUUCUGCGCAGCGUUGGAGAUGGGGAGACUGUUGAGUUUGAUGUCGUGGAAGGAGAGAAGGGUGCGGAAGCUGCCAAUGUAACUGGUCCUGGGGGGGUGCCAGUAAAGGGCAGCCGCUAUGCCCCCAACCGACGUAGGUUCCGCAGAUUCAUCCCCCGGCCUCGCCCAGCUGCCCCACCACCCAUGGUGGCAGAGGCUCCCUCAGGGGGGACAGAACCUGGGAGUGAAGGGGAGCGGGCUGAAGACUCUGGGCAGCGGCCCAGAAGACGGCGCCCGCCACCCUUCUUCUACCGACGGCGGUUUGUGCGAGGCCCUAGGCCCCCCAAUCAGCAACAGCCUGUAGAGGGCACUGAUGGGGUAGAACCCAAAGAGACAGCCCCACUGGAGGGGGACCAACAGCAAGGAGAUGACCGGGUUCCUCCACCCAGAUUCCGGCCCAGGUACCGAAGGCCUUUCCGCCCCAGGCCACCCCAACAGCCAACCACAGAAGGUGGGGAUGGCGAGACUAAGCCCAGUCAAGGCCCUACUGAUGGUUCCCGGCCUGAGCCCCAGCGCCCACGAAACCGUCCUUACUUCCAGCGGCGACGGCAGCAGCCUCCUGGCCCCCGGCAGCCCACAGUUCCAGAGACCUCAGCCCCCAUCAAUAGUGGGGACCCUCCCCCCACCAUACUGGAGUGAUUCCAACUCAAAGGACACCCAGAGCUACCAUCUGGUAUCUGCCAGUUUUUCCAACUGACCUGUACCCUACCAAGCACCCCCCUUUCCUAUAAUUCAUGACAUCAGAACACCGGCUUUCCCCCUUUUCCUUGAGACUCAGGAGGGCCACAGCAACAGCCUUUUGCUUUGUUUUUUUCCAAUUCCCUAUCAAGGGUUGAAGGAAGGACUUCAUCCUUCUUGUUCAGAGGCACCAACUCCCUCCCCUAGAUCAGGCUGAGAAGGAACCAGCCAGCUUGUACCUCCUCCUGGUUGUUUUUCUUUCCCACCCAGUUUAUUUUUUGUUUCCCUUCAACCCCCUACCUCUGAAGCCAUUUUAUGAACUGUCAUGUGCCACCUGAGCCUCCAGUAAAAACAAAAAACAGGC